This is a messenger RNA of Vigna angularis (adzuki bean), 690 nucleotides long. RefSeq lists its product as uncharacterized. The record is from RefSeq and is a predicted model, not a curated record. The transcript is spliced from 2 exons. The coding region runs from base 1 to 690 and encodes 229 amino acids. NCBI's taxonomy places the organism in Eukaryota, Viridiplantae, Streptophyta, Magnoliopsida, Fabales, Fabaceae.
AUGAAGGAUUUACUCACGAAAAAGAAAAAGUAUAUUGAAGCAGAGACCAUUGAAGUACAAGGCAACUGUAGUGCUAUCAUCCAAAAGCUUCUCCCACCAAAAUUCAAAGAUCCGGGCAGUUUUACUAUCCCUUGCACUAUAGGGAAUCUAGCUAUUGGGAAAGCUCUGAUUGAUUUGGGAGCAAGCAUCAAUCUAAUGCCCCUCUCUAUGUUCAGAAAGAUUGGAGAGUUAGAUCUGAAACCUACAAGGAUGACUUUACAAUUAGCAGACAGAUCUAUUAAAUACCCUCAUGGGGUGGUGGAAGAUGUGCUUGUUAAAGUUGACAAAUUUGUCUUUCCAGUGGACUUUGUAAUAAUGGAGAUGGAGGAGGAUACUGAGGUUCCUCUCAUUCUGGGUAGACCAUUCAUGAAGACUGCAAGAAUUCUAAUUGAUGUAGACAAUGGCAAACUCAAGGUGAGAGUACAGGAUGAAGAAGUGAAUUUCAACGUUUUUGAAGCUAUGUCUCACCCCAAUGACGAUGAAGCAUGUUUUCAAGUUGAUGUUCUGGAUGAGUUCACUUCAAGCCCACUAUGUGUUGCUCCUUCCUUUCCAUCUCCGCUGGAGCUCCAUGUGAAGGCUCUUCCUAAGCUGGAUGUGGCAGCUGCUUCCCUUCCAGCACCACCGAGAGCUGCUGUCAGCUCCAAGCCGUGA